This is a messenger RNA of Diprion similis, 658 nucleotides long. RefSeq lists its product as uncharacterized. Bases 56 to 316 code for a protein of 86 amino acids. NCBI's taxonomy places the organism in Eukaryota, Metazoa, Arthropoda, Insecta, Hymenoptera, Diprionidae. The record is from RefSeq and is a predicted model, not a curated record. The transcript has 2 exons.
AUGCAGAGGCACAAGCUUACUUACCUCCAAGUAGUAAACUCCUCUCUCAUUCAACAUGUUCAAGUUGGUCGUUCUCGCCGCCGUCCUGGCCGUCGCCGCCGCCGUUCCCGGAGGCCACACCGGAGUCCCAGUCAGCUGGGGCCACGGACCCAUCGUUGCUCCCCAGGUGAUCAGCCACGCCGUCCCUGUCCUGAGGGCCCACGUUGUCGCCCAGCCGAUCGCCCCGGUGGUCCACUCUCCCCCUGUCGUCACCAGGACCGUCCUCGCCGGUCAUGGUCACGCAUACGCCCCCGUCCCCGUCUGGGGUCACCACUAGGCGUUUAAUCGAGUGACGCAAUCAGGCCCCCUGCCCACCGCAAUCCACCGCCACCUGCAGCAGCCCUCGACUUCCUUUGACCCCUUGACACCGGCGAGUAAUCGUCGAUUGCCGCGAGGUCGAAGGGAGAAAAAAUGUAAAAAAAAAACUGAAAAACACUUUAUUUCCUGCUCCCCCCAAACCUGAUUCGGAACAUGUUGAAACACAAUUUUGUAGAGUGAUAGCCUGAGGAGAAUCGUGCAGGGUCCUCGGAUUCUGUACUCUGAAAGCUUUUUGCACUAUUAGUUGUGUUGUGAAAUUUAUCAUUUAAUCACCAUGAUCAUCUCCACUAUAAUAGGCUUU